AUGGCGGCCCAGCGUAAACGCAGAAAGCGGAGCAAAUGCAACCAGCCACCCAUGUCCACCUCUGCUCAAGCUUCAGGGAUGCCCUGCAGAGGAGGGGAGCUACCUACCACCAAGCCGAGUUUUCCAUUUGAAUUGAGUUUAGUGAAUAACAUUGUCUAUGUCCAGGGCUUUAGGGAGAUUAAUAUGGAAAAUGUAACAAAUGUAAAGGAAUUCAUUAUUCUGGGAUUUUCUGGAGUUCAGGAAUAUCAAAAUCUCCUUUUUGUGUUCUUCCUGACACUAUAUCUCAUCACGUUAGUUGUAAAUAUAUCCCUUAUCACUAUUAUCAGGUAUGGCCACCAACUGCACAAACCUAUGUAUUUUUUCCUUGGUAAUUUAUCGUUUUUGGAGCUUGGUUAUGUCUCAGUUACAGUUCCUAAGAUCAUGGUGGACAUUCCCAGAAAAAUCAAAAGCAUCUCUUUUCCAGGAUGUUUUUCUCAGCUGUUUUUCUUCACAUUUUUGGGGGCCACAGAGACCAUCCUCCUUGCAGUAAUGUCCUUUGAUCGCUUUUUGGCAGUGUGCUACCCUUUACGUUACACAAGCAUAAUGAGUCAUAAAGUUUCCUUCAAUUUAGCUGCUUCUUCAUGGGUGCUAGGCUUCUUGACCACUUCAUUUCCCAUUAUCAAAAUAUCAGAGUUACAUUUCUGCAAUUCAAAUGUCAUUAAUCAUUUCUUCUGUGAAUCUGCACCCUUGUUAAAGCUCUCCUGUUCUGAUCCAUAUUUUAAAGAGUUAAAUGUCAUAGUCUGUGCUUCAUCAGUCAUUUUAAGCUCUGUUCUUUUAACUAUGACAUCCUAUGGAUAUAUUUUGCAAACUAUAUUAAGAAUUCCUUCUGUCACCGGGAAACAAAAGGCUGCUUCUACCUGUGCCUCACAUCUUUUAGUGGUCACCACAUUUUAUUCAACUAUGUUUGCUAUGUACAUAAAACCUACAGCUAGUGAAGGAUCCCUCAAUAAAAUAAUGGCACUUUUUUAUGCCGUAUUUACUCCUCUUGUGAAUCCAUUCAUCUACAGCUUACGGAACAAAGAAGUUAAAGAAGCUGUUUUUUCACUUUUCAAAAAGAAAAGCAUUUUGAAGCUUUGGAAACUUUAG
Molecule: messenger RNA, 1125 nt
Organism: Pelobates fuscus (common spadefoot toad)
Lineage: Eukaryota; Metazoa; Chordata; Amphibia; Anura; Pelobatidae
Product: olfactory receptor 8H1-like
Exons: 3
Coding region: 1-1125 (374 amino acids)
Biological process (GO): G protein-coupled receptor signaling pathway
Cellular component (GO): membrane
Molecular function (GO): G protein-coupled receptor activity; olfactory receptor activity
Source: RefSeq, a predicted model, not a curated record